Messenger RNA from Meleagris gallopavo (turkey), 3292 nucleotides. The record is from RefSeq and is a predicted model, not a curated record. Lineage: Eukaryota; Metazoa; Chordata; Aves; Galliformes; Phasianidae.
AGAGAGAGAGAGCUUUUUGAAACCAGUGAUUCUGCACAGCUUUGGCAGUGAUUGCAGGACUCCUCAGAAAUGCUCCAGAUGCAUCUCUGAGCAAAAGGAUUACCAAUGCAUUCUGCGAAGGGAAUGUCUGAGUAUCUGUCUCAUCUCCUCUAAAAAGUGUUUAAGAACAACAUGGAUCAAAUAGGACAACUUUCUGCUGACAGAAAGAAGAGCUUUCUCUCAGAGGACAAUAAAAAGAGCAAUGGCUAUAGAACCGUUGUGGGAUUCCUAUGCAUAUUCCCCGUGGUGGCUUUGCUGGCUAUUGCAGGAGAUCCAGCUGGAGCUGCAGUUCAGGAAAGUGAGGAAGAUACCACAUCACCUGGUCUCCGUGAAGUGAGUGCCUCUGCUUUGCACAGCCCAGCCUUCCCACCUCAGCCUCCAGCACGGAGAAAGCGAUACACGAUCACACCAGGCCACUUGAAAUGGGACCACUUCAACCUGACCUACAAAAUCCUGUCCUUCCCAAGAAACCUCAUAAAUGCCAGGGAUACACGCAAGGGACUAGCAGCUGCGUUCCAAAUGUGGAGUGAAGUUUCACCAUUCAGCUUCAGAGAAGUGCCACGCCACGCACCCAGUGAUCUGAAAAUAGGCUUCUACUCUAUCAAUCACACAGACUGUCUGGAGUCCCUCAUUCACCACUGCUUUGAUGGAACAACAGGGGAACUUGCCCAUGCCUUCUUCCCCCCCAAUGGGGAAAUCCACUUUGAUGACCAUGAGUACUGGAUAUUAGGAAAUACUCGGUUCAGCUGGAAGAAAGGUGUCUGGCUUACAGAUCUGGUACACGUAGCAGCUCACGAAAUAGGACAUGCCUUAGGACUCAUGCACUCCCAAAACCCAAAUGCUCUCAUGCACAUCAAUGCUACUUUGACUGGGAAAAAAACCAUCUCUCAAGAUGAAGUCUGGGGAAUUCACAGACUUUACGGAUGCAAGGACAGAUUGUUUAUGUGCCCACUGUGGGCCCGAAAAGGCUUCUGUGAGAAACGUAAGAAGUUGAUGAAAAAGCACUGUCCGUUCACCUGUGACUUCUGCUACGAAUUCCCAUUUCCAACAGUUCCUCCUACUCUGCCACCCCCAAGGACAAAAACCAAGACUGUUUCUGAAGGCAGGAAUGUCACCUUCCGCUGUGGACAGAAGAUCAUCCAUAAAAAAGGCAAAGUUUACUGGUAUAAAGAUAAGGAGCUUCUGGAAUACUCAUAUCCAGGUUACUUAUCCUUAAAUGAGGAUCACAUGAGCAUCAUUGCAAAUGCAAUUAAUGAAGGAACUUACACUUGUAUAGUAAAGAAAAAAGAAAGAAUCUUGACCACUUAUUCCUGGAGGAUCAGACUGAGACAUUAACAAGGGCUCUGGCAUGAGAACUUCUCUAUUUCAAAUUCACAAUCUGUCUUAAGCAUUUUGUAUUUAAACUCCAGUAGUGCAAAUGAACUCUAAAUCAGCUGCUUCAAUACCUCGAGCAAGAGAGACUCUGGGACUUUGUUACUGGAUAAAAUAACUUUUCCAGAUUAGUUUUAAAGCUAAAGAAUUCAUCAAGCAUGUGUUGUACAGAGAAUUAAAAAAGAAAUUAAAAAAAAAUCAAGUGUAAGAUUUUGCAGUUAACCUGGAUCAGUGGACUGCUGAAAAACGAGAACAUAACCCUUCAGCAAACAAAAGGAUGAACAGACUGAUGGCUCAGCUAUGUUGCAAUGGAAUCAGAGGUAUUGUGGAAAGAGAAUGACCAGUAAAUGCGCUAGCAGUGCAACACCACAUGGAUCCAAGCAUCUUAAAACAGCUCUGUCCUUUGGAUUGGAGAAACGAAACAAGAGCAAUGAGCUGAUCAGCACAGCCUUCAAUAGCUAUCACAAGGGGAUGUCAACUCUUCAACUGCAAGGAUGCUUAAUCCUAGGACAGAGCCAAAGUUCUUCAUUUCACAACAUAACAAUUUUGUAAAUGUAUCAUUUAUGAUUACUGACUUCUGUACAAUUUCUCCAAAUCCCGUUUACCUCCACCUGCCCUGUGCUUCUGGCAGGCAGUGUCCAUGCUAGAGUUACAGCUAAGAACCUGCUUUGCCACGUGAAUGGCCUACAAGAAGUCACCUUCCAAAAGCGAGCUGACCUCGAGACCAGAGGAAAAAGAAACCAAGGAAAAAAGUCACAAUUUAAGACACCAGGCCAUGAGACAGCUCUGCAAUGCACCCAGUGUUCCACUGACACAGAUGGCGUGGCCCAGCACUCUGCUGUGCACAUCUGUUCCAGCUGCAGUUUCAAGGGUAACCCAACAACAUCUUCAAGGAACUCAGGAAAAAAACAAGAGAGGAAUUUCUGUAAAGAAGCCAACCAAAAAAAAAAAAAAGCUCUCUCCAUCUCCUGCCCAGGACCACUGCAUGACAGCUUCCAUUUGCUGAAAAUUAGUAUGGAAAACACCUGACAGAUAUGGUGAUACCCUCAAGGUAAGCAACAAAACUCAUUUCUCUUGGAAUACACUUUCAUUGUAUAAAAGUUGCAGUAAGCCAACAACAAAAUAAAUACCUAACCUACAACAAGGCUGUGAUUACCACACACUUAUGCUGGAACAUCCAUGUUUUUUUUAAAAGAUUUAUCUUUGCAGAUUUUCCCUGGUUGAUAUCAGUUAUUUAAGAUGACACAAUUUCAAAGGAAUUGAAAUCUACAGCGCUGUUCCUGGUGAAACAGUCCUGGAAAUGUUUUCACUUUACUUGCCUUUGCAUAACUUAUUGUUUGAUUAAAAGCAAAUAACUCCUAUCAGAGUCAGAAGUCCAGAUUUGUUAGCCCAGAUUGGAACAAAUGCUUUCCAAUGGGCUACGAUGCACCUGUUCCAGUAAAUAUCAAUCAUUAGUUUAUUUAAAAAUUUCAGCUUUUUUGUCCACUUUCACUUCUCACAUACUUCAGUACAAAUAAGCUUCUGCUCUUCAUCCCUACCCAAACUUUGCUAAAACCACGCGUACUACAGUUAGUAAACUAGCAGAAAAACUGUUUCUCCAUCAGUACAACACAACCAGGCCUAAUGAGAAAACAGUAUUUCAUCAACACACUUGAAAAAAAAAAACAGCUUUGAAAAUUUACAAUUCUAGUAGUUCCAAAGAGCAGGUCCAAGGCCUUCACUCAGUAAAAACAAAACCAGCACCACCAAAACAAGUCUCUUACAAUGUCCUGGAAUGCUCAUCACAUAUGCCUAUUAAUGGGACUGGUGCCCAGCUCUGACUGCAUGAACACCCCAGUAUUUUCCAAAUCUUCCUCUCCCAGAAAAUGAUGAUAGCAUUAUA